GGGAGUUUCCAGUUCCAGACGUCGUUGCCGGUUCAAGCGCUUCAACUUGCUCGAGGGAUCAGUCCAACUACCGCUAUCGAAGCGUGAACAGCUUGUGGUAUUUUACAAAAGUAUAAAAGUCGUGUGAGAUAACAGCCACCUGUACAAAUUUUCCAUAUUCUCGUGCUAAAAAGUAUUGUGCAUCUGAAGCAUCAUGGCUUGUAACAGGGCUACUAAGUCUGGAUUUGCAGCUGAGGCUCAACGUAAGAUUAACAGCAAAUACAGCGAAGAGUUGGCUCAGGAAUGUCUGGAAUGGAUCAAAACGAUAACUGGCGAGAACAUAAGUACCAGUGGAGACAUGGACAAUUUCUAUGAAAUUUUGAAAGAUGGUACUCUUCUCUGCAGACUUGUUAACCAGAUUAAACCCGAUUCUGUAAAAAAAAUCAACCAAACUACCUUGGCAUUUAAAUGCAUGGAGAAUAUAAAUGCAUUCUUGGAAACUGCUAAAGCUCUUGGAGUUCCAGCCCAAGAAACCUUCCAAACAGUAGAUCUUUGGGAGAGACAAAACCUCAACUCUGUUGUAAUUUGCCUGCAGUCCCUUGGUAGAAAGGCUGGAAAUUUCGGAAAGCCAAGUAUUGGACCAAAGGAGGCAGACAAGAAUGUCCGUAACUUUACGGAAGAACAAUUAAGAGCCGGACAAGGAGUAAUCAGUCUGCAGUAUGGUAGCAAUAAAGGCGCGAAUCAAAGUGGAAUUAACUUUGGAAAUACUCGACACAUGUAAACUGACCACUUCCAUCAAUAAGUUAAAUUAUGAAACUUUCGCCGUACUCCUUUCAAGAUUAUCGUAAUCUACAACUCUGUUGUGCAUUUCACUGACAAUCUGGCGUAUAAUGGCGCAGAAACUGCAGAAAAAAACUACGAGUAGAGAGUACUGCAGAAUAUACAAUAUUAUAGAUUCCUAAGCCAGAUAUAAACCUGAAUGACAUAUAAAACUCAAUAGAUUCUAAAGUUAUUUUGACGUUUUACUUGUUUCGUCACUGUUCUACGCUGAAAAAUACGCUGACUAAAUUGCACAUCUUAUUUAAUGAUAGAUGUAUAGUAAUAACGUAAUUUUGUAAAUUGUUUCGUUGUUGCGUGAAAUUAUUGCGCGAUGACAACAGAAAAGAACUAGACAUUUAUGUUGCCAAACUAAACGCAUUUUAAUGAGAAAAACAGUGUGAAAUCAAAUAUAUAGUGUAUAUUCGUUUCGUACAACGAGUAGGUUGUAGAAAAUAUGAAAAUAGGUAUUUUAUAUUACUGUUAUUACGAUAAUUAUGUACGUGUUGCAGUCUAACAAAAUAUUUUUAAGAAUCCUGUUGCACAUGGAGUAAUAAUUUAUGUUAUUACAGUAUGGUUUGAAUGAUAUAUAAGAAAUUAAAUCUUAUUCAAUAUUUUGUACAAACGUAUUUUGGCGAUUAAAAUAUGUUAAAGGAUCCCAUUCAAAGUAUUUUGGGACGCCAACAAUAAAAAAAAAGUGUCAACUAAUAAAAAGAGUUUAUCGAUACU
Messenger RNA from Belonocnema kinseyi, 1524 nucleotides. It is a transcript of the gene Chd64, whose product is annotated as myophilin. Bases 194 to 760 code for a protein of 188 amino acids. Lineage: Eukaryota; Metazoa; Arthropoda; Insecta; Hymenoptera; Cynipidae. Gene Ontology annotation, molecular function: protein binding. The transcript is spliced from 4 exons. The record is from RefSeq and is a predicted model, not a curated record.